Molecule: messenger RNA, 932 nt
Organism: Anopheles nili
Lineage: Eukaryota; Metazoa; Arthropoda; Insecta; Diptera; Culicidae
Exons: 3
Coding region: 1-897 (298 amino acids)
Source: RefSeq, a predicted model, not a curated record
AUGCUUGAUUCCGACUGGAAGCUUACGAUGGAGUCCAUUAGCGACGAUCAUUCCGGAACCCUGCAAAAGACUAAUGACGAUCUUCAAAGAAGCAGAUCGCCGCUGGAAACUGUCGCCGAAGAAACUGAAGGAUAUCAGCCCAUUCUGGUCACACCUAAAACGGAAUGGAACUUGCGUCCGCUUGUCGUAGAGGACAGUAAUAGGGUGUUGCUAGCACCAUCGCUGGAGCUUACACUACGCUACUUUUUCACUCACUGCGGGAAGGACGUCACGGAGAUAAGCCGUUCCGAUCUGAUGAUAGUACUUAUCUACGUGGUUGCCCUCGAAACGGGGUUUACUCCGAAGGGAUCUCCAAUGCCGGCAGUUUAUCGGUCAGAGAAACACCACUGCUAUCGAUCAUUCGAUCAACGGCUUGUAAAACAUUUCGCUACUCAGCUACCGAUGGACUGGUUGCGGCGCCGGGCUGGCCCUUACCAGCUAGAGAUGGAGCUAGUCCAUGAAGCAUCUACGCGCGAAAAUCUCAGUUGCUCGCUUGUGGCCUUUUGCAGUGGGGACAUGUUGAUUGCCAAUCUGUUGCCAAGUGUCGGCAAAGCGACUGGAGCUAGCUUUUCCACCGUUAUACCCAUCAGCUUUCACGUACCAUCGGUGAAUUCUACUCGAUUACCAAUCUCUUACCAAUAUCUUCAGGGUCUUUCGUUAAAGUUAAAAAAUGAACUGUUUGUGCCAUUUCGCAAUUUGAUAUUUUUAAAAUUUGUACCCAUUGUAAAUCCUUCUCUUCUGGGUUUGCCACAGGAGCUGGUAAACAAAAUUAAAUCCUACCUUGAUCAUCGCUCGAAGCAACACCUGCUAGAGGUAUUCAAAAUAUUUGGUUCCGUGUAUGAGAGUGAGCGUAGAUAGUUUUAUGUACAUGUCAAGUUUUGUAAAUAUUCAAA